UUGGAGCGAUCAAAUUGACCUUUCGCUGCUUUUGAGUUGGGUUGUUUUAAAAACAAACUGGCAUCACUGCAUUUGUAGUGUUAUGUCAGUUGGUUGUCAUAUUUAAUAUACAUUGCGUUACUUAUCAAAUCUCCACAAAUUAAACCGAUCGGGCUGGUAUCGGACAUGUGUAAGGACGUUUAACUCAGUAAGGAAACUUUAGUUGUUUGGAGGCGUGGUUGGAAUACAAUUUCUUCUACAACAAUGUUUUGGCCCUCCGCGUACGGAGAUGGUCUGAGAUUGGAUUAGAUUGCUUGCGCGAAUAAUUAUGCGCAUUGGAGAAAUGCAAGAAGAAAUUUGUUGUUUACGACGUUUGUGGUACCCUUAGCGGUAUAGGAUUACAUCUUUGUGGUUGUGGUAAGCACUAAGUGUUGUUUAUGUCUUUAGUAACGUGAAAAGAAAAAGGAUAGCUUUAAUAUGUCGGCGAACAGUACAAAAUACAACUCAUCGGAUCGUGUAGUGAAAAGUGUUCCAUUCCCUCCUAGUCAUAAACUUACAUCAGCUGAAGUUUUUGACCCUAAAACCCAAAAACCUCGCACAGAUGUCCUAAAACAACACUUUGUAUUAGAAGGACGUAUAGAAGAGGCUGCAGCGCUCAAAAUUAUUAAUGAUGGAGCAGCCCUUUUACGACAAGAAAAAACAAUGAUAGAUAUUGAAGCACCUGUUACUGUUUGCGGUGAUAUUCAUGGACAGUUCUUCGACUUAAUGAAAUUAUUUGAAGUUGGUGGGUCACCAGCAUCAACAAAAUACCUUUUUCUUGGUGAUUAUGUUGAUAGAGGAUAUUUCAGUAUUGAGUGUGUAUUAUAUUUAUGGUCCUUAAAGAUCUGCUAUCCUACCACAUUAUUUCUCUUGAGAGGAAAUCAUGAAUGUAGGCAUUUAACAGAAUACUUUACUUUUAAAACUGAAUGUAAAAUAAAAUAUUCCGAGCGGGUGUAUGAUGCAUGCAUGGAAGCGUUUGACUGUUUACCCCUUGCUGCUUUAAUGAAUCAGCAAUUUCUAUGUGUUCACGGAGGUUUAUCUCCUGAAAUCCAUACUUUAGAUGAUAUCAAAAAGCUGGAUCGGUUCAAGGAACCACCAGCAUUUGGACCAAUGUGUGAUCUUCUUUGGUCAGAUCCAUUAGAAGAUUUUGGAAGUGAGAAAACUACAGAACAUUUUAGUCAUAAUAGUGUCAGAGGUUGCUCAUACUUUUACAGCUAUGCUGCUUGUUGUGAAUUUUUACAACAAAAUAAUUUACUUUCAAUCAUAAGAGCUCAUGAAGCACAGGAUGCUGGAUAUCGAAUGUAUAGGAAGAGUCAAACAACUGGCUUCCCAUCUCUUAUUACAAUAUUUUCUGCACCUAAUUAUUUAGAUGUUUAUAACAACAAAGCUGCUGUACUCAAAUAUGAAAAUAAUGUUAUGAAUAUUCGCCAGUUCAAUUGUUCUCCUCAUCCAUAUUGGUUGCCAAAUUUCAUGGAUGUUUUCACUUGGUCUCUUCCAUUUGUUGGAGAGAAAGUAACUGAAAUGCUAGUCAAUGUUUUGAAUAUUUGCUCUGAUGAUGAAUUGAUGAGUGAGGGUGAGGAGGCAUUUGAUGCCGAAGGUAAGGAAGAAGCGGCUGCUUCAGCAUCAGUUAGAAAAGAAGUGAUUCGUAAUAAAAUUAGAGCCAUUGGAAAAAUGGCUCGUGUAUUCUCAGUGCUGAGAGAGGAAAGUGAAAGUGUUUUGCAAUUAAAAGGCCUUACUCCAACUGGUCAGCUACCUAUUGGAACUCUUUCAGGUGGGAAAACCUCUAUUAAAAAUGCUCUUGCAGGAUUUUCUCCUAACCACAAGAUAACCAGUUUUGAAGAAGCCAAGGGACUGGACAAGAUCAACGAAAGGAUGCCACCACGUAAAGAUGGCCCCCCUACUCCUCAGGGCUCUGGUGAUGAAGCUCGUGGGGGUUUGCCACAUGGUGUGAACAGUUCAUGAGAAAUGUCAUUGUUAUGUCUUCGAGCCUUGGGAAACCCUCGCUUUUACCAAGGGCUCGAUUCCGCUUGGGGACGGACGUCACGUUUGCAAUUUCGCAAAAGGCGCACUCCUUACUCAGAGCGCCAUUCAAAACGCUGUGGGACCCUAUCACAUGGUCUGUCCCCAUAAACUCUUCAGAUUACCCUAUUCUCUGCUUCGAGUGUCUUAUACACCAAAAGUUUGGGCCUCCUGGUGAGUUGUUGAGGUGUCUUUGGUGUUCAUGCAUCCAUUUCUUCCUUAAGUGCCAGUUUUUGUUACUUUUAUAUACUUUUUGUUAUUAAAUUGAUACUUUUAAUUAUAUUGAGUGAUCCAACUUUUAUGAAGUUCAACUGCAUAAUUGAUGAAUCUAUUUUAAUUUUAUUGUAGUUGAGAUGAAAAACUGCCUGGUGUUUUUUCUAUAUCUGUUUUUUUUUUUUAAUCUCAUUUUUCUCCUGUAUGAAUAAUUUUAUUUGUUAGUGUCCAUAUUGCAUUGUUUCUAUUUCCUUUUCAAAGUCCAUGAAUUUUGUAACCUUGUUAUUCCACGCUUUUGUGGCUUUUUUAUUUUAUUGAAAGUAUAUUAUUAUAUUAGAACAUCACCUCAGCUUCUCACCAGGUAUUGCUCUCCAGUGCCCCCACAGCAUGGCUUUAUAUAGUUAUUGCUCUUUUACACACUUUGAAACUAUGUCAUUUGUGUAAUGGUUUGGAUUGAACUACAAUGAGAAUGUAAUCCAAGUUUUUGUCUCAAGAUCCAUAAAAGCCAAGUAAUUUGUGAAUAAAUAUCCAUUCGCUGGUCCAUGGCUUUAACAUUUUAAGAUAAAAGUUAUCUAAUGGAGAUGUAUAAAAAAAUGUAUUAUAAGGAUUGGUUUCUUAAAAGUAAUGUAUUAUUGACUUGUUUAAAAGUGUAUAGCAAAUUUUCUCUUAAGCCUUUUCAUACUACUAUAUUUCUAUUACUGUUUAAUAAAGGCUGAUUUGCUGUAUAAAAAAAAGAUAUGCUAUUGCUUCCAGAUAUUUCAUUUAAAAAAAGCAUUAAAUUCUAAAAUUUCUUGAUAAUAUGAAAGAAUUUAUUUUUUGUUAAGUUUGUAUUGGCUUUAUUCCAAGACUUAGCUUUAAUCUAUGUAAAAAAAAAUUUAAUGGAUCUUCCAUGUUUAUUCAAAAUGAAAUCUAAAGCUGGAAUUAAUUCAUUUGAUGUGUUAAUAUCUGAAAUGAGAAUAUCAAAAUAGAUUUUAUUUUUCAUGGCUUUUAUGGAUUAAUUUUGAGAAGAAACUCAAGCAUAAACUACAUGCAUAUCUCAGACUUUUCCCUGCCAUAUGUGCAUGUUUCAGCUGACUUGCCAUUAUGCCUGCAUGUCAAAUGUCUUUAGUCUUGGAUUGUUUAUACAAUUUGAUUGUUUUAAUAAUGCCAAAACAUUAUGGGGGUUGCAUCUAUUCAGCUAAUAUGGAAUAAGAUUUCAAUUAUUUUUAAAUCUAUUGAUAUAUUGUUGUACAGAUUGUUAAAUUUGGCUUGCGCCUUAACAAUUGUUAGGUUUUAAUUCUUAAAAAUACUUUAGAUUUUGAUGUUACAAUUUCAGGGAGAAAAGGCAGUUUUAUUUCGGGUUGCUAAAAUUUUAGCCUGCUUCUGCCUCUUUUAAAAUAUUUUAAAGGCAUUGUUUCUUGUUUAUUGGAAGUUGAUUGUUAUCCAUUCCAAAUUACUAAACAUAAUAUGAAUUUUAAUUCUUUUAAAAAUUUGAAAUUUAUUUAUUAUAUGAUAUGGACAAAUAUUUAACAUUUUGAUUUUUUUUCCGCCAGUCGAUAUGCUUUAUUUUUAAUGUAAAAUAAGGAUGUUCUUUUUUCCCCCCUUUCUUUUCCGAUAAAAGUGCUUUUUUUUUUUAAUGAACAAUUAGAAGAUACAAGUAAAUAUUUUAAAAGCUGUUGAAAUACUAUGUCAAAAAUUCAAAAUUAAUUUUCUGGUAUUUAAUUUUUAAAUGAAUAUUUUCUAGGGGUAAGUUUUCAAAUUUUGAUGUUCCUUAUAUUUUCCUAAUUAUUUAAUUAUCUUAUUCUUUAAAUUGUGCUUCUUUUCUCAACACUUUAUGUUUUUAUUUGCUAUUUAAUUUUUAAAAUUGAACCCAUGUUUUUAAAUGGUAUCCUGUGCUUAUUUUGUCUGAGGCAGUUUGCUGGGAUAUGGUAAGGUUUGCAUAUCGCCAUCUAGUCAGUAGCCUCAUCGAUAAACUCCCUGUGCCAUUCCUGUCACUUGAAGAGGUAGCUUUGUAACCUCAACUGUGUACUUUUAUGUGAUCAUCAAAUAUUUGUUGCUUAUUUGUGACUAACAAUAUUGUUUUUUGGUUUUUUAAGUUUUUCCAAGGGGAAAAACAGUAUGGUUUGUGAAUAAGAUGAAAAACAUGACAGCUUGUUCUUGUUGCAAUAAGAACUGUGCAAUUAUAUAUAAUUGAGCUCUAAUUUAGUGUUAAAAUAUAUUGCAGUAAUUAUUAUUUUAUGGAAUGCAGUAAAUCUGUGAAGCUUUAGAAUUCAUUUGAUUUGAAAUACUUUAUUUAUUCUAAGAUUAUAACUUGCUCUUUCUCUUCAACAUAUAGUUAAUGAUGGAAAUUGUAGAGUGAAAUGCUUCAUGCAGUUUUUCAUGUCUUAAUAUUUAAAAUACGAGUUUCAGUUAGAAAGAAAAAUAUAAAAUUUGUUGUAAUGCAAUUUUAAAUGUAUUUUUUUGGUUAUGAAUUCUAAACCUUCACAAUUUGCAUGUUUUAAUACUUUUAGUUCAUUGCAGCAUUUUUUUUAACAAGUUUGAAAAACUAAUAUGUUUCACUUUGAGUGUGGAAAUAUAUGUAAUUAGUUAAUGUUGAGUCCUUUCAUCUUAUUUGUUGUUAAGAAUUUCAAGAUUGCGAUCUUGUUUGUAGACCUUGAUAAACAUUUAAUGUUAUUAAUAUGCUUGAUAUUUGUUGGAUUUGUUUUAGGUUUUAUGUUUGCUGUUUUAUUUUAAAAUAAGCAGAGCCAUGGAGCGUUCGAUUUCAUAUUUAUUAUCUGUGUAAUAUUGAUUUGAAAUGUGCUGGUGUGAAUAUUAUUUCUUUUUGUGUGUUAUUCAUGUACAGUAUUUUUCUUCCUAACAAAAAGAAAAAUGUGGUUACUUGCUAGGCACUUUAGAUGCAAGUGCCUUAGCACAACAAUGACAGAACAGCAAUAGACAUUUUUGUGUGGAAUAGAUUUUGUUACUGAUUCCUUUGUGUAUAUGUUCCCAGACGGUGACAAAGUUAAAAUGACUAUGUACAUCUUUUUUGAGUUUUAAAUGUACAUUCAAAUGAUCUCUACCAUAUUAUGUUAUUUCAGCACUAUUGUGUUGAAUUAUGUACAUAUGUUUAUAAGAAGUUUAUUGAAAAGUAAAGAUAUUUAAACUGAUAUAGUGCAUCUGUAAACCUUAUUGCCAUAGAAAAUUGCAAAGAGCUAUUUGAAAAGAAAAGUUGUUGAAUUGUGUUUUUAUUGGUGCUGAGUAUUUUAGCUUUUACAUUCAACACUUAUGUGAAUGGAAAUAAUUUUUUUUUUUUUUUUUUUUUGGCACCAACAUUUACUGAUUUUUUUUUUUUUUCAAAAGUUAAAUGUAUUUUACUUUCUUGUAAAACAAUGUUUUACAAACAGUUAUUCAUCUAUUUUAAGUCAUUCAUUUACUCAUAUCCAUUGUAAGUGUUUCACUCUCUUGAUAGAGCUAAACAUAUUCUAUGCAAUGUAUCAAGUAAUGAAAUGUCUAGAGAAUUAUUUUUAGUUAGAAAUGGAAAUGAUAUAUAUGUGUGUUUGAUGCAGAACUAAGACAUAUAACUAAAUGUUAUUUUUGCACUGCAACAUUUCUAACAAAAAUUUUUGCCAGUUUUUUAGGCAUAUUUUGCCCAUCCAAAAUGUUGCUCUGUGCUUUUUUUUUUCCCUCUUUGGUCUAGUUCUCAAUUUAAUAAUCUUAAGAAAUAUAUUACUCUUUUCAUAAUAAAAGAUUAUCUUUGUCAUAUUUGACUUUAAAUUGUUGGGAUGCAUUCUUGUACAUAAGGUUAUCUGUGCUGUUUCAAUUUAGAUUUUUAAAACAUGUAGCACAGUUUUUAGUAAUUAAGACAUUUUCAAAUUCUACUGAUAUACUCUAUUGCUAAGGAAAUGCACCCAGCUAUUCAUACCUAAACUCUUUCAACUCUGUGUUUAAAAGUACUAGAUGGAAGUACAAGCAACCACAUCAAUUUAACAUAUAUAUAUAUAUAUAGAAUAUUGUGUGCCACUCUGAACUAUCAGUUUAUCUACUGUUACUUGCUUCCAGCUCUAAAUUCUAUUCUUUACUAUGAUGAUCAGAAGAAAGCUUUAAAGAUUUUGUAUAAGGGACAUCAUACAAGGAUUAAAGCUGGAUAUACUUUGAAGCAGAUUUUUCAUUGUUAUAUUAUUUUAUUUUGGGAAAGUUAUGUUAUGGCUAGUCAAAGUUGUGAGGUUACCUCAAUCCAUCUAUGUCCCAUAAAAGCUGAAGUUCCAGAUUUUGCUAUGUGCACUAUCAACAAGUAUAUGCCUCAACUAUGUGUGUAAGCUUGUAUAAAACGUCAAUUGUGUUACAUAUUGUUGAUUGUUCUCUAAAAUCUUAGCACGUGGACAGGUUGGCUUGAUUUGGCAGUUAAAGAAAUUAACCUUGAGUGCCUUAAAGUGUGCCACUAAAUUGCAUUGUUUCAUACUGUCUGAUUAAUAUAUGUUAGUUUACAUUGUGUAUAUUAGUCUGUUUAUUAGGUGUGGCUUGUGUAAUUUGAUGAGAGUUUUUAGUGUAGGAACCUGUAGUAAUAACUCUUCUAUAUUGUACUUUAAGAGAUAUCUUUAUAAAUGAAAAGUACCACAGAGGAAGGAUUCUUAUACUAUGAUAAGACAUUAAAAUACAAUUUUUGGUGAACUAAUUUCCUUUAAAAAAAAUAUGUAUUUUGAUGUUUAAAAAAACUUCUUGAAACACCUUUGAGUUAAUUUUCUUGGUUGUGUGAUUUUCUUAAAUAAAUUUUGACUGUAUUUAUAACGUUUUGUGAAGUUUUAUAAAUACACUUUUUAGUUAAAUUAAAAUUUAAAUGUGUAUGAAAAAUUAAAAAUUUAGGAGGAAGUUGAAAGUCAAGUGUUUAAAUGAGUUAUCUGCAUAUCUGUGUGCCUGUUGAGAAAUAUUAAAUAACAAAGGUUCUCAGUGUUUCCAUUUUGUGUGUUGUGCACAUGUGUAGCAAUCUGCAAAUAUUAAGCCAGCCUGUCCAUUUCACCUUACAUAUACACUCUACAAGUUCUGCACUUGUCAUCUCCUUGUAUAAAGAAGUAAAACCCUUUUUGGUGUUUUUGUGUAUUACAAGGAAAGCAACAUAUAAUAAAAUGUUUAUCUUCUCAUUAAAUUCUAAAGAUUAACCCAUACAUGGAUACCUAUAUCUUAUCUUUGUAGAACUGAAAACUGCUCAAAUUUUGAUGUAGUUUGGUGUAUUAUUUUAAAAUGUGCGUCUUAAUGCUGCAUCUGAUACAAAAUAUUGAAUAAAUAAAUCCUUUUGA
Argiope bruennichi is the source of this 7499-nucleotide messenger RNA. Its product is annotated as serine/threonine-protein phosphatase 2B catalytic subunit 2-like. The transcript has 13 exons. Gene Ontology annotation, molecular function: calmodulin binding; calmodulin-dependent protein phosphatase activity. Gene Ontology annotation, biological process: calcineurin-mediated signaling. NCBI's taxonomy places the organism in Eukaryota, Metazoa, Arthropoda, Arachnida, Araneae, Araneidae. The coding region runs from base 457 to 1980 and encodes 507 amino acids. Gene Ontology annotation, cellular component: cytoplasm; calcineurin complex. The record is from RefSeq and is a predicted model, not a curated record.